AUGAAUCUUAUCGACGAAAGUUAUGUUCCCCAAAAUCGUGUAGACCUUUUUGAUUCAUUUAUUAUUAUUUUGUUUCCGAUUCUUUUAAUUAAAUUACUUAAUGUCGAAAAGAGGGAAAGAAAACUUUUUAAAAUAGGAACUUUCCAGAACAAAUUUAAAUACUUUAAAGAAAGUUUAAUUAAGGACAGUCCGAAUAAAGAUAAAUCAGAUGAGAAAAGUUCGAUUGAGGACAAACAAAUUCAAGAAAUUAAAGAAUCUAUUGAAGAUUUUAAUCAUUAUCUUCUUGACGAACAAACGAAACUUAAAUAUAAAUUUUAUUACACGUUUAUGCUAGAAUUAGAACACAUUAACAAUCAGAAUGACAAUAUGACACUUAAAGAAAUAUUGCUUCCCUUUUUUGAUGAAUUUAUUUUUAAUAUUGUAACAUGGGGAAUUCCUCUCUUCAUUUCCUUUGUUUACGAUGAUUUGUUGGCCAUAAAAAUUUUUUCAAUUAUUAAUAUGAGUCUUUACGUGAUCUGCUUUUGUUUUGCAAUUUUUGCAAAAUUUUUUGCUAGAAGAUUUAAAUCAAAAUUUUUUGGUUACAAUAUCAAUAUGAAUGAGGAAUUUUUUUGGGAAGUUGGAAAUCAUUAUAUGGAUAUUCAUCAAGAAAAUCAAGAAAAAGGCACACGUUAUUAUGAUGUUAUAACUUUAUUUUUAUUGGUUAUUGGUCCAAAAUUUUCUUAG
This is a messenger RNA of Dentiscutata heterogama, 723 nucleotides long. NCBI's taxonomy places the organism in Eukaryota, Fungi, Glomeromycota, Glomeromycetes, Diversisporales, Gigasporaceae. The record is from the annotation of a GenBank genome assembly.